Messenger RNA from Ogataea philodendri, 1497 nucleotides. RefSeq lists its product as uncharacterized. Gene Ontology annotation, molecular function: transmembrane transporter activity. Gene Ontology annotation, cellular component: membrane. Lineage: Eukaryota; Fungi; Ascomycota; Pichiomycetes; Pichiales; Pichiaceae. The record is from RefSeq and is a predicted model, not a curated record. The coding region runs from base 1 to 1497 and encodes 498 amino acids. Gene Ontology annotation, biological process: transmembrane transport. The transcript has a single exon.
AUGAGCAAAGAAUUGAGCCCCAAGGAGUCUAUCUCUAAUGUGCAAAUGGAUAUCGAAGAUUCUGCAGAGGCCUUGGCAGCUGAACUACGACUUAACAAGCGCGUUGUUAUGAAGAUCGAUCUAGUGAUUCUUCCGUUUCUUGUCUGUACCGUGUUUCUACAGCUACUGGACAAAAAUUGCUUGUCGUAUGCUGCACUGUAUGGAUUAAAGACCGACAACAACUUGAAAGGACAGGAAUACAGUUGGCUUGCUACCAUCUUCUACAUUGGAUAUUUAUUUGCGGAAAUUCCAGUGUUUUUCUUGCUGCCAAAGAUCAAAAAUCUUUGCAGAUGGAUGUGUGCGUUACUGGUUAUUUGGGGAGCAUUGCUUAUGUGCAUGGCCGGAUGUCAUAACUUUGCAGGCUUAGCAACCGUCAGAUUGUUCCUUGGUAUUUUUGAGGCAGCAAUUCAACCUGCGUGUAUCAUCCUCUCUACAACGUGGUACACCAAGUCUGAACAACCUAUUAGAAUGGCCUUAUGGUCUAACACGUUUGCCGGUGUCUUCAAUGGUAUCUUUGGUUACGGAAUUGGGCAUUGGACUGGAUCGCUGUCGACGUGGAAAUAUUUCUUUCUUGUUUACGGGGCUGUGACCAUUGCUUUUGGAAUUGUGUGCUCGUUCUUGCUACCAAACAGUAUCGAAACUGCAUGGUUCCUAAAUGCAGAGGAGAAAAAAUGUGCCAUUGCCAGGACCGCAACCAACCAAACCGGAAUUCAUCUCGGAGCGAAGGAUAUCAAAUGGAAACAGAUUCUUGAGGCUGUGACAGACCCAAAGUACUGGUUGCUUGUCGUCUUUAUCAUUGUUCAAAACUUCAUCAAUGCUGGAAUCACAAACUUUAACACCUUCAUCAUCAAAGGAUUUGGAUACUCCAAUUAUAGAACCAUGUUGUUGGCCACCCCUCAGGCAGCGGUGGCCAUGGGAGCGUGUAUCUCAGUGGCAUUUAUAUGUUACUUUGUGAAAAACAUUAGAUACAUUCUCAUAUGUUUAACAACAUGUGUCACCAUGGCCGGUAUCAUAAUGUUGUGGAAAGUCUCUCCAACUCUGCACAGAAACACAUGUCUUGCUGCUGUGUAUAUUUGCGGAUUUUACAACGCUCCAUAUGUGCUUACGCUGUCCUUGAUUGCCUCCAAUAAUAGUGGAUCAACAAAAAAGGCCUUCAAUUCCAUCAGUGUUGGGUUGUUCUACGCUCUAGGAAACUUGAUUGGUCCUCAGUUUUUCCUCAAUUCUGAAUCUCCGACUUAUCCAACCGGUAUCAAGGCCAUGCUUGCAGCUUGCGUGAUCAUGUUGUUUUGUGUUUCUGUUUACGCGCUCCUCUGCUUUGUGGAAAACAGAAGAAGGGAUAAAACUCAGCUGGUCAAAAAUGGAGAGCUGGAUCUGGAAGAAAUUAUUAGAAUCGGAAAAGAGGUCGACAGAGAUGACCUUACAGACGUCCAAAAUAAAUAUUUCCGCUAUAGCUUUUAA